AUGGAGGACUGGGACGAGCUCAGCAUUAGCCUACUAGUUUCGAGGCUGCGUCAUGUCUCCUACGUACACAGUAAGCUCACUCCAACCCCAUCCAUUUCUCUCUCACUUCUCAUUAACCACCUCCAAACCACGUCCUCCACCCACAACUUCGCAAAUCCAACAGCCGCAGCACUCGUCUACAACAUAUGCGACUACGCCCAAACCUUCGAGCUCGAAGUCGACUACAUGUGGCCGGGCAAAUGGACGCUCGUCAAGCUCGUCUACUUCAUGGGCCGGUAUGCGGGGUUGCUGGAUUACCCGUUGAUGUUUAUACAUAACCACGUCGGUGGACUAUCGACUUCGACUUGCUCAAUCAUAAUGCACAUCGCCUCCUGUUCCGCCCUAAUAGGCGCCUCAUUCGGCGAAGUCCUCCUCUUCCUCCGCGUCUACGUCCUCUCAGGGUGUAGCAGGCCCGUAGGAUGGUACUUGGGUAUCCAGUACUCCCUCCUCUUCACAGCCAUGUUCGUACUGGCCGUUCUCACUCUCAAAUCCGUCAUCUACACCCCCUCCCCCGUCCCAACACAUACAGGCUGCUACAUCCACUACGCCAGCAAAGUCUACAUCACAGCUCUAUACGGCCUCGUCUUACUUCAACAAACAGGUAAGCCAUUGUGA
Molecule: messenger RNA, 654 nt
Organism: Coprinopsis cinerea okayama7#130
Lineage: Eukaryota; Fungi; Basidiomycota; Agaricomycetes; Agaricales; Psathyrellaceae
Exons: 8
Coding region: 1-654 (217 amino acids)
Source: RefSeq, a predicted model, not a curated record